AUGAAGCUCUCGUGGGCCAAUUGUGUGGCAGCAGCCGCUCUUAUGAGCAGCAGUGCCCUUGCAGGUCCCAUUCCAGAUGACAACCAGCAGGAAGAAAAGCGACAAAUUCCGGUUGGCACAUACGACUAUGUCAUUGUCGGCGGUGGCACGGCUGGUCUAACCUUGGCUGCCCGACUGAGCGAGGACCCAAAUAUCCAGGUUGCAGUCCUCGAAGCUGGCACGUAUUACCAGGCUGGAAAUCCUCUAUUGUCUUCGACGCCCUCUGGCGACGUGAUCGGAGUCGGAGCCAGCCCAUUGGACACCAACCUCGUAGACUGGAACUUUGUCACGACGCCGCAGGCUGGUGCCAACAAUCGCAAAAUACACUACGCUCGCGGCAAGUGUCUGGGAGGGAGCUCGGCCAGAAACUUUAUGAUUUAUCAGAGAGGUACCAAGCAAUCAUAUCAAAAGUGGGCAGACGCAGUCGGAGACUCAAGCUACUCUUGGGACAACUGGUUGCCUUACUUCAAGAAGAGCGUCGAGUUCCAUCCUCCCUCUGACUCCCGGGCCGCCAACGCCUCUGCCGAGUACGACGCAAGUGCAUUCAAUGACGGCGCCGGUCCGCUUCAGGUCGGAUACGCCAACUGGGCCCAGCCCUUCUCAAGCUGGAUGGAGCCAUCUCUGAACGAGAUUGGCGUCCCAACCGUUAAGGACUUCAACAGCGGCAGCCUACUCGGCUCACAAUACUGCUCUGACACCCUCAGUACCAACAUGAGCCGCGAAAGCUCCCAGACCUCUUUCCUAGAUGAUGCCUCGGGCCGGUCCAACCUAAAGGUCAUUCAGUUUGCCCUGGCCAAGAAGAUCAUAUUCAACAGUGCAAAGAAGGCUACUGGCGUGACUUACCAAACUGGCCUGCUAUCCUUUACGAUCAAUGCUCGCAAAGAAGUAAUCUUGAGUGCAGGUGCUUUCCAAUCACCGCAGCUCCUCAUGGUCUCUGGUGUGGGCCCGGCAGCAACUCUGAGCAAAUACAGCAUCCCCGUUAUUGCUGACAGGCCAGGCGUAGGUCAGGGUAUGCAGGAUCACGUCUUUUUCGGGCCUACGCAUCGCGUCGAUGUGCAGACGUUGACUCGCCUUGCCAAUGACCUCUUGUACGUGGGCGCCGAAUACGCUGGUAACUACCUGCCCAAACAACAAGGACCUCUGACCAACCCCGUAUGCGAUUACUUGGGCUGGGAAAAGGUGCCAAGAUCACUGCUUCCCUCGUCCGCCGCCUCAACCCUGGAUGCUCAAUUCCCAGCAGACUGGCCCGAGGUCGAGUUUCUCUCUGCACCGGGAUACGUUGGUGACUUUUCGAACCUGUUCACGUCCCAACCCAAGGAUGGUUAUCAAUACGCCACCAUUCUGGGCGGACUCGUCGCACCCCUAAGUCGUGGAUCCGUCACUAUCACCAGCGCCGACACCAAUGUGCCCCCGCAGAUUGAUCCAAACUGGUUGACUGACCCCACGGAUGUCGCUGUCGCCAUAGCUACAUACAAGCGUCUCCGCGCCGCUUUUGCCUCUCAGGCCAUGAAGGGCGUGCUAGCCGAUCCGGAUGGCCAAGAAUAUUUUCCCGGUCCGGCCGUUCAGACUGACGCGCAGAUCCUGCAGACGAUCCGCAGUACCGUCAUGACCAUCUGGCAUGCAAGCUGUACAUGUCGCAUGGGCAAGAAAGAUGACCCGAAUGCUGUGGUAGAUGGCGACGCCAAGGUCAUUGGUGUGACGGGACUUCGUGUUGUCGAUGCCAGUAGUUUUGCCCUGCUUCCACCCGGUCACCCGCAGAGUACCGUAUACGCGCUGGCAGAGAAGAUUGCAGCGCAGAUUAGAGCUGGUAAAUAG
Pestalotiopsis fici W106-1 is the source of this 1854-nucleotide messenger RNA. RefSeq lists its product as uncharacterized. Gene Ontology annotation, molecular function: flavin adenine dinucleotide binding; oxidoreductase activity, acting on CH-OH group of donors. The transcript is spliced from 2 exons. Bases 1 to 1854 code for a protein of 617 amino acids. Gene Ontology annotation, biological process: secondary metabolite biosynthetic process. The record is from RefSeq and is a predicted model, not a curated record. Lineage: Eukaryota; Fungi; Ascomycota; Sordariomycetes; Amphisphaeriales; Sporocadaceae.